GAUUUAAAUCCCAAUUUAAAUAAUAUUACAACUUGUCUUCUCCUCUUAUUUCUUCUCUCUCUCUUUCUGUUGAAGAAGCUGAAUCAGAAGAGUUUUUUUUUGCUUCAAAAGGAGCUCCGGCGAAACUUCCGGAGAUAUUAACACUUACUCUGACGAGUUUUUGUCUCGUCUUACGUCUUUGCUGCUGCUGUUGAUGGAACUUGACGACUUGGAUCUCAGCGGUUCUUGGCCGUUAGAUCAGAUCACUUUUGCUUCAAAUUUCAAGUCUCCUGUCAUUUUCUCUUCCUCCGAACAACCUUUCUCUCCUCUCUGGUCCUUCUCCGAAACUUCUGGAGAUGUCGGCGGCGAGCUUUACUCCGCCGCAGUAGCUCCCACUCGCUUCACCGAUUAUUCCGUCUUACUCGCUAGUUCUGAAUCUGAAACCACGACCAAGGAGAAUAAUCAGGUUCCUUCUCCGUCAUGGGGUAUAAUGCCUUUGGAGAAUCCAGAUAGUUACUGUGCCAUCAAAGCCAAGAUGACUCAAGCGCUUAGAUACUUCAAGGAAUCUACUGGACAACAACAUGUUCUUGCUCAGGUUUGGGCGCCUGUCAAAAACCGUGGUCGAUAUGUUCUUACAACUUCAGGACAGCCAUUUGUUCUUGGUCCCAAUAGUAAUGGCCUUAAUCAAUACAGGAUGGUUUCAUUGACGUAUAUGUUUUCCCUUGAUGGUGAACGGGACGGAGAGCUCGGGCUUCCUGGUCGCGUUUUCAGGAAAAAGUUACCUGAGUGGACUCCUAAUGUGCAGUAUUACUCCAGCAAAGAGUUUUCAAGGCUUGGUCACGCCUUGCACUAUAAUGUUCAGGGAACUUUGGCUUUGCCUGUUUUUGAACCAUCCAGGCAACUCUGUGUAGGAGUUGUCGAGCUUAUUAUGACUUCUCCGAAGAUUAACUAUGCUCCUGAGGUUGAAAAAGUUUGUAAAGCGCUUGAGGCCGUGAAUCUGAAAACUUCGGAAAUAUUGAACCACGAGACUACUCAGAUCUGCAACGAGGGUCGCCAAAAUGCGUUAGCUGAGAUUUUGGAGAUACUGACAGUGGUGUGCGAGACCUACAAACUGCCUUUAGCCCAGACAUGGGUCCCUUGCAGGCAUCGCAGUGUUCUAGCCUUUGGAGGUGGUUUUAAGAAAAGCUGUUCGAGCUUCGAUGGAAGCUGUAUGGGGAAAGUCUGUAUGUCUACUAGUGAUUUAGCGGUUUAUGUUGUUGAUGCUCAUGUUUGGGGUUUCCGAGACGCCUGUGCUGAACACCAUCUGCAGAAGGGACAAGGUGUUGCUGGGAGGGCGUUUCAGUCUGGAAAUCUAUGCUUCUGUAGAGAUGUUACUCGGUUCUGCAAAACCGACUACCCAUUAGUACACUAUGCACGGAUGUUCAAGUUGACGAGCUGUUUCGCGGUCUGCUUAAAGAGCACAUAUACAGGGGAUGAUGAGUACGUUCUUGAAUUCUUUCUUCCUCCAGCCAUCACAGACAAGAGUGAGCAAGAUUGUCUAUUGGGUUCUCUGCUUCAGACAAUGAAGCAGCACUAUUCGAGUCUCAAGGUUGUCUCUGAAACUGAACUCUGUGAAAACAACAUGUCUCUUGAAGUCGUGGAAGCUUCGGAGGACGGAAUGGUUUACUCGAAACUUGAACCAAUCAGGAUACAUCAUCCAGCACAAAUCUCUAAGGAUUACCUUGAGCUCAACGCACCCGAACAGAAGGUGAGCUUAAACUCUGACUUUAUGGAGAAUAAUGAAGUUGAUGAUGGGGUUGAGAGGUUCCAAACGCUUGAUCCUAUACCAGAGGCCAAAACAGUGAAAAAAUCAGAAAGGAAGCGUGGGAAAACAGAGAAAACGAUCAGUCUAGAAGUGCUUCAACAAUAUUUUGCUGGUAGUCUAAAAGAUGCAGCAAAGAGCCUCGGAGUUUGCCCAACAACAAUGAAACGCAUUUGCCGACAACACGGGAUCUCACGGUGGCCAUCUCGAAAAAUCAACAAGGUGAACCGAUCUCUCACACGACUUAAACAUGUUAUAGACUCGGUUCAAGGUGCUGAUGGAUCACUCAACUUGACGUCCCUCUCUCCUCGCCCUUGGCCUCACCAAAUCCCUCCAAUCGAUAUCCAAUUAGCAAAGAACUGCCCUCCAACUUCUACAUCUCCCCUAAGUAAUCUCCAAGAUGUCAAAAUCGAAAACAGAGAUGCAGAAGACAGUGCAGGUUCAUCAACAUCGCGUGCUUCUUGCAAAGUGAAUCCUAUUUGCGAGACGCGUUUUCGGCUUCCUACACACAACCAAGAACCAUCCAGACAAGUGGCCUUGGACGAUUCGGAUAGUAGCUCUAAAAACAUGACAAAUUUUUGGGCACACUUAACCUGCCAAGAUACAGCUUCUCCAACAAUUCUCCAACAUAAGCUCGUGAGUAUAAAGGCAACGUACAGAGAAGACAUCAUCAGGUUCAAGAUCUCACCAGAGUCGGUAAGCAUUACGGAACUUAAGCAGCAAGUGGCCAAAAGGCUGAAGCUCGAAACGGCAGCCUUUGAGCUCAAGUAUCUAGACGACGAUAGAGAAUGGGUCUCCGUCUCAUGCGAUGCUGACCUCAGCGAAUGCCUCGACACGUCUGCAGCAAAAGCGAACACACUGAGGCUCUCAGUACAUGACGUGACUUUUAACUUUGGGAGCUCAUGCGAAAGCUCAGAGGAAACUAUGAUGUGCUUGUGACAAUGCUUCACUUGUAUACAACUUUCUUGUAUGGAUCUGAGAGUUUUGUUUCUUAUUUUUCUCUGGAAACAUGUCUUCUUUAGAAGAAGGUUUUAGUGUUCUAUUUUUUUAUAAGAUGUAUAAAAGCACACUUCUCCACAUCAAUAGAUGUUGAUUGGAAUAAUGAUAUAUAAUUGUUAUUAUUUAC
Molecule: messenger RNA, 2906 nt
Organism: Arabidopsis thaliana (thale cress)
Lineage: Eukaryota; Viridiplantae; Streptophyta; Magnoliopsida; Brassicales; Brassicaceae
Product: Plant regulator RWP-RK family protein
Exons: 6
Coding region: 194-2719 (841 amino acids)
Biological process (GO): positive regulation of DNA-templated transcription; regulation of DNA-templated transcription
Cellular component (GO): nucleus
Molecular function (GO): DNA-binding transcription factor activity
Source: RefSeq, marked reviewed